Cataglyphis hispanica is the source of this 2182-nucleotide messenger RNA. RefSeq names its product esterase FE4-like. The transcript has 8 exons. The coding region runs from base 353 to 2011 and encodes 552 amino acids. NCBI's taxonomy places the organism in Eukaryota, Metazoa, Arthropoda, Insecta, Hymenoptera, Formicidae. The record is from RefSeq and is a predicted model, not a curated record.
AUUUCAGAUACAUCAAGUGUUUCCUGUCAAAUAAUAAAACGUUCUCGCGUCGUCUCAUCUUUUGAUUCAGAAAUCCCGUACACGUACAGAUUUAAAUUACAAAACUGCACGCGUGAAUUACACACAUCUGCUAGCUUAAGAAAUAAACUCGUGUGUAUGACGUACUUGGGGGUUCCCAGAAAUUGUGCGGUUCUUCCUCCUCAGCAACUGGAUAUAAAAGACCAUCGCCCUUGAGGAUUUUUAAUACUUGCUGGUGCAACGUACGCGUACGUAUGUGUCUAACUGGUUUCACAUAGGAAACCAGCUCUCGUGUUAAGCUCGAAUACGUAGCAGUACGAGCUAUCCUCUUGUCAUGAAACAUCUAUUCCUUCUGAGCGUCGUUUUUGCGUUCGCCAGCGGCGAUCCCGCUGGUGAACAAUGCGAGGUGACCGCACCGAUCGGGCGAAUUCGUGGUUCCAUCAUGACCUCCAGACUUGGCAAAAGGAUCUAUUCCUUCCGCGGUGUGAGAUACGCCGAGCCACCGACCGGGCAGCUACGUUUUCAGGUGGCUGUUCCAGCGGCGGAUUGGAAUGAUGUCUUUGAUGCGACCAAGGAAGGACCUGCCUGUCCGGCAAUACACGUGGAGAAUAUAAUGGAGGAUUGUCUUCGUGUAAAUGUCUACACGACGAAAUUACCUUCGGCGAACGAUCCCGUGAAGAGACCGGUGUUGGUAUUUUUCCAUCCUGGUGCUUUUUAUAUAUUCUCAGGCCAAAGCUCCUAUUUUGGACCCGAAUACUUGCUGGACAAAGAUAUUGUUCUCGUUACCGUUAAUAAUCGCCUCGCGACUCUAGGUUUUCUAAGCACCGGUGACUCGAAGGCACCAGGUAAUUUGGGCUUGAAAGAUCAAGUCGUGGCGCUUCGAUGGAUUCAGAGAAAUAUAGCCGCCUUCGGCGGCAAUCCUGACAGCGUUACAAUAUCUGGCUACAGCAUCGGUGGAUUUAGCGUACUGCUACAUAUGGUUUCACCAAUGUCCAAGGGAUUAUUCCAUCGCGCAAUCAUGAUGAGCGGCUCGAUGACAUCAGAACCGUAUCCGACCGAACAAUUGCACUUGGCGAAGAAGCAAGCAGAGCUAUUAAACUGUCCGUCCGACACCACGGACGCUAUGCUGGUUUGCUUGAGUUCUAAACCGGUGGAGAACUUCACAGAUACUAUACCCAAAUUCUUUGAAUGGUAUGGUAAUCCGAUAUUGUUGUGGACACCCGUAGUAGAACCCGAGGUUCAUGGUGUGGAGAGAUUCUUGCCGGAACAGCCCGUUGAUCUAAUUAGAAAAGGAAAAUUCCAUAAGGUUCCGCUGAUCGCGGGGGUCACCAAGGACGAGUUCGGCGGCGUGGUCGUUGCCGUUGAAAACCAACGUAAACUUGGAAACAAUUCGAUCUUGGACGAUUUAAAUAAUGACUGGUACAAAGUCGCGCCAAUCGCAUUCUUAUACGAACGGGAUACACCCCGUUCCAGAUAUAUAAGCACCGAACUACGUCAAUUUUAUUUUGGCAAUCAAUCGAUCGGCCCGGAUACGUAUGAUAAUCUCGCACAUAUUAAAGCUGAUAGUCUAAUUACAUUUCCAUUGCAUCGCGCUGUAAAAUUGUUUGCAGAAAACACUGAUCAAUCAAUCUACUUUUACGUAUCUUCUUAUCAAGGACGAUACAGUUUCGUCAUGUGGAACAAAACUACACCGUACGGAGUGGUGCACCAUGACGAUUUGCAAUAUCUAUUCUUUAUGAAGAACAACUUUCCCUUCUUUGAAAAUAAUGCUUCGGAAAUACCUAUGGUAGAACUUAUGACAAGUAUGUGGUCAAACUUUGUUGAAACUGGACAGCCAGUACCGUCGACUUUGGCGAACAAUGUCACGUGGGACCCAUACUUAUUAAAAACCGACAACUACUUAGAGAUUUCCGAGAUACCGAAGAUGAAGACAGGACUUUAUCCCGAAAGAAUGCAAAAGUGGGAGAGUCUAUUUCCUUUGAAUUCAAAAUAGUAUCGGUUUAAUAUGUAAAACCGUAAGCUAUAAAACAUAUGUUGAUCAUGCCAGAUGAUUUAACAAAGAUGCACGUAUCGAAUCUAUUACUCAAGCAAAUGCAAACAAUUAUACAUGUAUAUCAUGUUUAUAAAAAAAUGUCUUUUUUCUAAUAAAAAAAUGUUUCUUUGA